Spodoptera frugiperda (fall armyworm) is the source of this 2866-nucleotide messenger RNA. RefSeq lists its product as uncharacterized. Lineage: Eukaryota; Metazoa; Arthropoda; Insecta; Lepidoptera; Noctuidae. The transcript is spliced from 17 exons. The record is from RefSeq and is a predicted model, not a curated record. The coding region runs from base 69 to 2666 and encodes 865 amino acids.
UUUUAGUAAAUAGGUUAUAUUGUUUCAAUUGUUUUGUUUUAUUUUUCUGUUCUUUUUUUAAAUUCAAAAUGGAGGUAAUCGAAGAUGGAAAUAUUAUGGAUCGGAUCCCGAUUUUGUUACAAAGGGAUUUGGAGUAUUAUCAGAAAAACCAAACAGUCCUAUCAGAGACUAUUUGCAAAGGAGUUGUCGGUGGUAGAUUGGACUUUCCGAGGAAUGCUUCGUUUGCAUCUGUUAAAAUUGUACUGUGGUUGGAGGAGGAGUUUUCUAUUGCAUUCAAGCAAGGAUCUGGCAUGUUUGUGGUGACGAAGGAAGAUGAGAAAAGUGACAUUGGAGUGGCUAAAACUUCGGACCCUGAUAAGUUCGUGCAGCUGGCCAUCAAGUCUGGAGACUCAUUGUUAGAACAUCUCCACAUGUUAGCACAAGAAGCUCUGGAUCACGCUGAUCUACCAGUACUCACAGCCACGCUUGGUGCGGCGGCGUUGUUGAAAAACAGCUUGUACUGCUACGUGCAGCAUAUUGAGGAUAGUGGGAGCCCUGAGAGAUAUUCACAAAUCCAGGGUUGUUACAAACGCUACACAACUAUGUCGGAAGCUGUAGGCGAACGAGUAUUGGAUCUGCACAACCGAGUCUUAUCUCUGUAUAUCCUGCAAGAUUCGGGCGGACGACCGAUAGAUGGCAACACUAGGACUGUCCAUGAAAGUGGUACUCCUUCCGUACAAGGAUGGUGGCUUUAUAUGAAUGGAAGUAGACGAGAUCUGUGGGACACUGUACCUCCACGGAUGGCGCAGAGAAUAUUCGCAGGGAUGCUCAACGAAACGCUUACUAUUCUCACUGUGCGAUAUUGUCAGACAAAUACAACAGACACAACAACCCGUCUUCUUUUAAAUGACAUUCUAAACAUUCUCCUAUGUGUUGCUCAACUCUUGCCAUCAAUAUGUGCGAAUGGAUCCGACUUGGCUGGUCUGGACGUGAAGCAUCAGACAAGAGACGUGAGAGAUGUCCACGCCAAGUGCAAUGAGCUGUUCAAAUGUUUUGUUUAUCGGGGAGCUGACUUGCAUUUUAUACAUCAGGAAUUUAAAGAGAAAGAUCCGCCAACCAUACCAAGAGAAUGUCCAUUCCCCUGGUUUACCUUCGUUUCUCCAAUGUUAUUUGACAAGUUGGAUGAUCCGUCAGUAAGGAGUACACACGACCUCUCCAACAAGACUGCGUUUGGAUUGGAACUUAUCGUGUUGUUGGCACAACCACAACCGAAUUGGGCGUUGAUUGUUAAGGUCCUAAUGAUGCGCGACUGCCACCUGUCCCGAAUGCUCCUGAUCCGCGCCAUCCGCGCCAUGUGUCCCGACAACCUGAGGUGGCCGGCGGACGGGCUCUGGUACAGCGUACACGAUAGACAGAAGAAGUGCAGCGGGUUCCUCUGUACUGCCGACGGAUUCUGCAGGUUCAAGGGUGAUGUUAAUCCGGGCGAAGAGUUUGCCCGUGUGGCAGGGGCACUGACCUACGUAUUGGCUACGAUCGGCAGUAAGGCGGAGCUCAAGUCUACAUUGUGCUAUGCACUCGAGAUAUCUGGGAGAGACUGGGCUGCAUGCUUAGAUAAACGACAGGUGUGGUGUGACAGAAGGCCACCUUGGCUAGCUGGUAUACUGGCUCUAGUUGGGUCUAUACUGCAGUUCAUACCGCCGAUACUAGUGAACGCAGUGCAAAGCGGCGCUUCUAUGUAUCAGACAAUGGCUCUCUGUCUAUCGUGCAUAUCAAGGUCCUUAGACUGCGUUCCCCGUUGCUUCGUUAACGCGUGCUCGAUAAUAGAAGGCACUCUUCCCUCCCAUAUAAAUCCUGUAGGAGGCUCAGUUCUACUACAAAUGCUUGUAACUGUGACUUAUGAAGAAAUACAGAAAUGGGCUGAAGAGGAAGUUGAGAAAGAAAAAGCGGUAGCUUCAGCAGCUAAUGGAGAGCCUCAUACAAUGAGCGCAAAAUCUAGUAGACCAAGAUCUAAGCAAGUCAGGAUCGUUGCUCUUGGACAAACAACAACAUCAACAUCACUAAGUUUCGACGGCAGCCACAGCAGUGCCUCAUCUAUAGCCCUGGCAGUUGCCGAAGCUCUCUGCUCUAUAGAUGAAGACGAUAAACAUACUCGAGACAUACAACUAUUGAUAGAACGGGCGAAGAGAAAAGUUGUAUUGUCUGAACAAUUCGGGCUUGAAGACUUUCCUGAGUUCGCUGAGUUGUUUGAAGAGGGUGAUGUGCCCGGGUCGAAUGCAGAGCGAGCAAGUGAUGCAGCAGCCCUCACUAGCCAAAUACUUAUGACACCUCCUGGAAGAGAUAGUCUGAGAGUCAUCUACGAACAUCUAGCAUUACAUGCAGAGUGGAUUUACAAGGAGCUAGGCAUCCGCGAUUCCGGUGACGUCGAAAUACCUUCGAACAAGACACCGCUACUUUAUACCAUGUUCCAUAUUGGGAAACAACCUUUUGAUCAAUUUCUACGAGGCGAGUGGCCUCUACCCUGGAGUAAGCUGGUUGCCGUUGCCAAAGCCUGGUCAGGUCUAGAAGGAGUGAGGGUCCAUAUAAACAGACGCACUGACGUCCGCAACAUGAAGUCCCAAGGCAAAUCCAAUAAACAGUUGAUGCAACUUUGUUCCAUGUUCAAAUCAAAUAGUGAGGGACUUUUGUAGUGUGCUAACGUUCGGUUACGUUCGGCAAUCUUCGGGCUACUUCGGGUGCACACUAAUAAAGAUUUUGUUAAAGUUUUUGUAGAUUUUAUUUGUGCCUUAUUGUGAAAUAUUAGUUAAUGUACUGUUAUGUGUUUAUGUUUUAAUGAAAUAUGUGAUUAAAAUGUUAGUAAAGCAAUAAAUAAAGUCGUUAAAUAUUUGUU